CGACUUUUCAGCUCACACAGGGAGGAGUGUGUGUCGGGGCAACUCUUGAGUAACCAAUGACUUCCAGCAGCUUCAGUAUAUAGCAAGCCUUCCCCCCACACUUCUGUCUCCCCCCGUCCAUGUAAGCUUUUUUUUUUUUUUUUAUGAGGGAGUUUGCAGCAGUGUUGUACUGAGUUGAGAUCUGGAGGGAGGGUCUGAGAGUGGGAGUUUUUAUGUUGCAGCUCUCAUUCAGUGGAUGCUCAGUGGCCCUCCAACAGCUUGGAUUGAACUGCUGACCGGCUGGCUAACAGGUGGCGCUUAUUGGAGGAAACAGUGAGAGCGCCGUGUGGAUCACUUGGAAGGACUGUUGCAGGAGCCGGCAGCAUGUGGAGAAUCCAGACGUGGCUUCUUGUCUUGGUCCUCUGCUCUGGGAGCCUGGAGGCCUGGUUUUGGAUCCCAAAACCAAAUCCCACCACAGAAAUCCCAACAGAGACGACGGCAGCGACAGGUGCCACCGUGACACUCAAUGGCACAGAGAAGAAGGUGGAGGUGGAGGAGGAGGAUGACAACCUGUCCGGGCUUGGGGAAGAAAUCAUUGACGUUGCCACAGGGAUCCGUAAGAUUGUCGAGGCGUGGAACGGGACCCCGACCGCCACGACUACUAACGCAGGCCUCACAGAGAAGGUGGAGAGCGUGACCCCGAACAUGACGGAGGAGAGUGGUGUCUCCUUGCUCCAGCUGAUAGGAGACCCUCCGCCCAGUGAGAUCGCCAGGGUCUACGGGCCAAGAGGGGAGACCGCCUAUGCCUUCACCUCUGCAACGGUUUCAGGCCAGCCGGCUCUGGCCCACCUCCCCAACCCAUUCUACCGCCACUUCUCCCUCCUUUUCCACAUCAAGCCAACCACUCCCGCCGCAUCCGUCCUCUUCUCCAUCACUGACGGGCCCCAGAAGCUCAUGUAUGUCGGCGUCAAGCUCAGCGCGGUGCAGUCUGGCCUCCAGAGGGUGCAGUUCUUUUACACCGAGCCCGACUCGGAGGCUUCAUACGAGGCAGCCAGCUUCAAUGUCCCAAGCAUGGUGGACACCUGGAGUCGCUUCUCGCUGUCCGUCUUUGAGGAGCAGGUGACCUUCUACCAUGGCUGCGACUCGGAGCAACAGGUGAAGAAGUUUGAGCGCUCCCCGGACCCCAUGGAGUUUGACACAGGGGCGGGGAUCUUCGUGGGUCAGGCGGGAGGAGCCGACACUGACAAAUUCCAGGGGGAGAUCGCUGAGUUUAAAGUAGUUGGAAACCCUCAGGCUGCCGAGAGCUUGUGUGACGACGAGGACGACUCUGACGUGGCCUCUGGGGACUACGGCAGUGGCAAUGGAGAGAGGAGACAAACGGGACACAGUGUCAGGACCACCCCUGCACCCUCCCGUCCGGUACCUGAGCCGCCGCUGAUAUCCUCAAAAGGAACCAGACUGAAGGAAACGGACAUCAGGUAUCAGCUGCCGUCGGGGGACUACAGCCAGUCUGGAUCAUCGGGCCCAAGAGGUCCCAGUGGUGGUAGAGGUGAGAAAGGUGACAGAGGGGAGAAAGGCUCAAAGGGGGACAUAGGCCCCUCUGGGCCGAAGGGAGAUUCGGGGACCAGCUCUGGCUCCGGUGUCUCCUCUCAGGGUGGAACACAAGGACAGAAGGGAGAAAAAGGGUUAAAGGGCAACUCUGGCUUCGGAUACCCCGGCAAUAAAGGAGAACGUGGGGCUCAGGGGCCUGCUGGGCCUCCUGGUCCUGCCGGCCCUGCAGCUGAGGUGGUCCGACUCGGGGACGGCUCUGUUGUGCAGCAAAUGGCCGGACCCGCCGGACCUCCUGGGCAGCCGGGGUCUAAUGGAGCUGCAGGACCUCCAGGAGUCGAUGGGGAGCCUGGUGAUCCAGGAGAGGAUGGAAAAGCUGGUCCUGCUGGGCCACGAGGUUUCCCAGGAAAUCCAGGAACGUCUGGUGCCAAAGGCCAAAAGGGUGAGCUUGGAGAGGGUCAGCCAGGACCCAGAGGACCCCCAGGUCCACCUGGACCCCCUGGGCAUGGCCCCGGUGAUCGCCCAACAUUUGUUGACAUGGAGGGUUCAGGAUUCCCAGACUUGGACAAAUUCAGGGGUGCCCGUGGUCCUCCCGGUCCCCCCGGUCUUCCUGGCCUUCCCGGGAUCCCUGGUAAUUCAGUAGCACUAGGAGACAAUGGUCCCAUAACCUUUGGUCCCCCUGGACCACCAGGACAAGAUGGAGUCCCUGGUCUGCCUGGUCCCCCUGGUACUCCUGGUACUCCUGGUCAGCCUGGACUCCGAGGAGAGAAGGGUGACUGUGCUCAGCUCGGUCUUCCAGGAACAGCUGGUGAAAAGCAAGACACACAAGACUCCAACUUUUUCACCGGCCUCUUCUCUUACUUUGCUCCAUCUUCUACGGGUGAUCAGGGGGAUCCAGGACACACAGGUGUACCAGGGCAGUCUGGGCUUGCAGGGCUUCCAGGUCCCAUGGGACCAGUUGGACCUCCAGGACCUCCCGGCCCACCGGGCCCACCUUCCCAUAUUGAUCAUGGACAGAAAGGAGAGCCUGGCGUCAUCAUGGGGCCCGAUGGGAGACCCAUGUACCUGGGGGGCCUGGCAGGACAGCCGGGUGAGAUGGGACCCCCUGGCCCUGUGGGACCUCCAGGCUCAUAUGGUCCUGGAGGCCAGAAGGGAGAGAUUGGGCUUCCAGGACGACCGGGGCGGCCUGGACUGAACGGCGUCAAAGGCGAGAGGGGAGAUUCAGGCAGUGGAUCUGGAUAUGGACACCCUGGUCCUCCAGGUGCACCAGGCCCUCCUGGACCCCCCGGACCUCCAGCUCCCAUUGACAGACUCGGAGGAAUCGAGGAUUACUCCAGAUACCACUCAGCUUUUAAAGGCGAGAAAGGUGAUCGUGGACCACCAGGGCUUCUUCAAAUUCCAGGUCUCGGAUCCAACUAUGACCUUUACACUUUAAGGAAUGAGUUAAAAGGUGACCUGGGCAAUCCUGGCUUCAAAGGAGAGAAAGGAGAACCAGGAGGAGGAUAUUAUGACCCCCGCUAUGGAGCUGGUGGAUACGGAUCCCCAGGAGUUCCUGGACCUCCAGGCCCUAAAGGUGACUCCAUCGUUGGCCCACCGGGCCCUGAGGGUCCACCUGGUCCCUCAGGAAGAGGCUAUGAAGGGCGUCCUGGAGCGCCAGGGCCACCUGGACCCCCAGGACCUACUCUAUCUGAAACCCACAGGGGCACACAGACGAUCAAUAUUCCUGGGCCACCGGGACCACCUGGAGUGCCUGGACUACCUGGACACUCGUCUGGGGUGACGGUGUUGAGGUCUUAUGAGUCCAUGACAUCCACUGCUCGAAGACAACCUGAGGGCUCGCUGGUUUACAUUUUAGAGCAAACGGAUCUCUACUUACGGGUCCGCGAUGGAGUUCGACAAGUCCAGCUUGGGAGCUACAUACCUUUGCCCAGAGAGGAUGGUAAUGAGGUUGCAGCGGUGGAGCCCCCACCCGUUGUCCCCUACUCCCCAGAUCACCACUCCAACACCGACUCCCAUAGCCACGCUGAAAGGCACCCACAGCCUGACAGGCACCCACAGCCUGAAAGGCACCCACAGCCUGACAGGCACCAUUCGACGCACACAGACCCUCAAUACGCGCCUGACCCCAGAUACACAACCCGCCCUGACCCAAGGUAUCAGCCAGAUCCCCGGUACCCGGUGCAGACGGAUCCAAGGUUUCCAAGUUACACAGACCGACAAAACCAACCAGAUGGUAGAUAUUCUGUCCAUACUGCCCACGAACGCCCUGCGUACCCAGACGGUCGCUACCCCGUCACCCCUCAGCGAAGACCUCCUCCUUCUGUGGUCCAAACCCCAGCCCACCAUCACACUUCAGGUCCAGGGCUCCACCUGAUUGCCCUGAACAGCCCCCAGACCGGCUCUAUGAGGGGGAUCCGCGGCGCAGACUACCUGUGCUUCACCCAGGCUCAGGCAAUCGGGAUGAAGGGAACUUUCCGGGCCUUCCUAUCCGCCAGGCUCCAGGAUCUCCACAGUAUCGUCCGCAGGGCAGACAGGGACCGCAUGCCAAUAGUGAACCUGAAGGAUGAGGUUCUGUUUGACAACUGGGAUGCCAUCUUCAAUGAUGGCCGAAUGAGGGAUAAUGUGCCGAUCUACUCCUUUGAUGGCAAGAAUGUUCUCAGCGACCACACAUGGCCAGAGAAGAUGAUGUGGCACGGGUCGACCAGCACCGGUCAGCAGCACGCCGACGGCUUCUGCGAGAUGUGGCGCGUGGGCGACGUGGCUUUGAACGGCAUUGCAUCGUCGCUGCAGAGCGGCAAUCUGCUCCAGCAGAGCUCCAGCAGCUGCUCCAGCUCCUACGUGGUGCUGUGCAUCGAGAACAGCUACAUCGGCCACUCUAAGAGAUAGACUCACACACACACACACAAAUACACACAACACUGGACAAAGGGAAAUCCACAAGUGAUCAGCCAGGCUUUUGUCCACACACACACGCCUUUAUCUACAGUAUGUGGUGCUUUGUAAAUAAUGUUUUCUGUUCUAAUGAAUGAUUAGUUUCUGUUUGUUAGCCCUUCUUAUAUGGUGCUAUACAGGAUUAUCCCAAUGUUGAACCACAAUUAAGCUCAGGAGACACAGUAACUCACACUGUGGAAGUCUGAACCUGAUUUGCCGAAUGUGUGUUGACCUUUCUUUGGUGUUUGUGACUCGUCAGCUCCUACGCUGAUAUAUAAUUGAAAUUACUAAGCCCGGUGCUAGCAAAGCUUUGUCCAAAAUCACUUUUCUUUUUGGAAAUAACGUCCUGGUUACUCUUGAUAAUGAACGGAACACGCACUGAUCAAUGUUGUUUUUAUACGGACCAUUACUUUGGUAGAAAGUAGCUCCAGUGUGAAGCACAUUCUGGAUUCCCCCAGUUUGAGCCUCUUAUGUAUUACUUUAAAAAUAUUAGUCAGAGAGUCAGUUUUUCUAAAGCUACGAUAGAAAUUUUAAAUAAUUAAACAAAGAUGUCAGUCACUUCAGUUCAUUUAUAUCAUUUUACAUUUUAAGACUUACUUUUCGUUUUGCCACCAAUGCUACAAUAGACAGAAUCUCAACAGACCCCAAACAAUUUAAAAACUUUGGUUGACACCUGUAAAUAGUUCAUAAGUUACAGUAAUUAUUGAAUUGAUAGAUAGAAACCCAGGAUAUUUGGGAAUUUCAAUUUGGUGUUUUUCUUAAAAAGUGUUUAUACUUUGUUACUGUGACAUAAUGCAAAUACACAUAUAUGUCAGAGAGGGACACACCACUGUGAUAAUUUGUAGAAAUUCUGUCUUAACUACCACAAAAGAACUGUGGAACAAGAAAUACACAUAGAUAUCAUGUUUCCUUGUUGCUCCUGCAGUGAUAUACAAUUUACAACUAAAUACCUGAAAAAACAACUCAACAAGGCUUCCUGUCUUAAAUACCACAUUUACUGUUGUAUACAGUAUUUUACAGUGCUGCUGUCAUCAACACAUUUCAUCCUCCAAGAGCGAACUACACAUUGUACAUUAAAUCAAUGUGUUUCAUUUCUUCUCCUUCCCACUGAUGUUAGCCAACAGCACUUGAGUAAUCACCUUUUUCACUUUGCUUCUGUCUUACAUGGGAAGAUGUGGUCAGAUUGUAUUUUUAGCAAUAACAAAGGGAUAUUUAUUUUUUACAAACUGUGCCUUUUCUUUUUACUAGCUCAGCUAUAACGUGUGAUGUGAACGCUUUCACUGAGAAUAAUAACAUUUCCAAAUAUAUCCAGCACAAAGAUGUUUAAAUAUUUGUCUUAAUCCUGAGAUUACAGUUUCCCGCUGAUAUAAAGUUUGUGUGCAUGCAAAAAAAAAUGAAUGUACAGAUAUGUGGAAAGGAUUCAGCCAUAAAUGUUUAGUUGCUUAUCCGUUGUUUUGCUUAAGGCACUGCAGAGAGUGUAGUGGAGUCUUCUUUGGCGCCUUGAAUGAAAUGUCACGUACUAACAGAGCCAUAAAAAACGCAGUGUAUUACCUCCUGCAGGUUGCACUCUGUCGUCUUUUUAUUACACGAGCGACGUUUCUCAGCGAUAAAUAAAUCUGUGUGGAAACUGUGA
Messenger RNA from Paralichthys olivaceus (Japanese flounder), 6091 nucleotides. The record is from RefSeq and is a predicted model, not a curated record. NCBI's taxonomy places the organism in Eukaryota, Metazoa, Chordata, Actinopteri, Pleuronectiformes, Paralichthyidae.